Molecule: messenger RNA, 516 nt
Organism: Thlaspi arvense
Lineage: Eukaryota; Viridiplantae; Streptophyta; Magnoliopsida; Brassicales; Brassicaceae
Source: the annotation of a GenBank genome assembly
AUGGCUCCAACACUCUCUACUGCCCAAUUCGCAGACCCGGCUCUAGUAACCGAGUUCGUGGUCAACAAAGGAAAUGGCGUGAAGGGUUUAUCAGAAACAGGAAUCAAAGCUCUCCCAGAUCAAUACAUUCAGCCAUUCGAAGAACGACUCAUCAACAAAUUCGUCAACGAAACAGACGAAGCGAUUCCGGUCAUCGAUAUGUCGAACCCUGACGAGGACAGAGUCGCUGAAGCUAUCUGUGACGCUGCUGAGAAAUGGGGUUUCUUCCAAGUGAUCAACCAUGGAGUUCCACUGGAAGUUCUUGACAACGUGAAGGCCGCGACUCACAGAUUCUUCAAUCUCCCUGUGGAGGAGAAGAGCAGAUUCACAAAGGAGAACUCUCUCUCGACCAAUGUUAGGUUUGGGACGAGUUUCAGUCCUCGCGCAGAGAAAGCUCUCGAGUGGAAAGACUACCUCAGUCUCUUCUUUGUCUCUGAAGCUGAAGCUUCACAGUUUUGGCCUGAUGUCUGCAGGUGA